Syngnathoides biaculeatus (alligator pipefish) is the source of this 3061-nucleotide messenger RNA. It is a transcript of the gene homer1b, whose product is annotated as homer scaffold protein 1b. Gene Ontology annotation, molecular function: G protein-coupled glutamate receptor binding. NCBI's taxonomy places the organism in Eukaryota, Metazoa, Chordata, Actinopteri, Syngnathiformes, Syngnathidae. The record is from RefSeq and is a predicted model, not a curated record. Gene Ontology annotation, biological process: regulation of store-operated calcium entry; G protein-coupled glutamate receptor signaling pathway. The coding region runs from base 184 to 1395 and encodes 403 amino acids. Gene Ontology annotation, cellular component: plasma membrane; cytoplasm; postsynaptic density. The transcript has 8 exons.
UCGGCGCAUAGAGCGACGCCGCUGACUGCGAAGAGGGCAAACAGUCCAGAGUUUACGCCGGUGGUGACGAUGACGUAGCGACUCGUCACCUCGAUAGCUGGUUUCCUUUCAAGACUACACCUGCACAAACCGGACGAUGUGUACCCAUAAGUGUUUUGGCCUGGAGUUGAUUUUUGUGUAACGAUGGAGGACGGCGAGCUCAUUAUCCGCUUGGCCGGGCGAUCCGGCACUCCGGUGGACGACGGUCGUUUCGGCGUCGGGUUUGGAGAGACGUUGGUGCUGCGGCACAAAGAAGUUCAUAACUUCUUUUUCGUCCCCUUCAGGGAGCAGCCCAUCUACAGCACGCGGGCCCACGUCUUCCAAAUCGACCCCAACACCAAGAAGAACUGGCUGCCCACCAGCAAACACGCCGUCACCGUGUCCUACUUCUACGACAGCACGCGCAAUGUCUACCGCAUCAUCAGCCUGGAUGGUACCAAGGCAAUAAUUAACAGCACCAUCAGUCCCAACAUGACGUUCACCAAGACCUCGCAGAAGUUCGGCCAGUGGGCGGACAGUCGCGCCAACACCGUCUACGGCCUGGGAUUCUCCACUGAGCACCAUCUGUCCAAGUUCGCGGAGAAGUUUGCAGAGUAUAAAGAAGCGGCGCGACUCGCGAAAGAGAAAAGUCAAGAAAAGAUGGAAAUGGCCACCUCGCCCUCUCAGGAGUCGCCGGCCGGGGAGCUCUCGUCGCCUUUGACCCCUGUGACUCCGCCCAUGGAAAACAUCAACGGCACGGACGAAAUCUGCGACACCACCCCCAACUCGGACUCCAGGCCAGAACCGUCGCAGAACGCGCUGGCCUUCGCUCAUAGCCCGGCGAUGACAAAACACUGGGAAGCCGAGCUGGAGGCGCUCAAGGGGAACAAUGCCAAGCUCACGGCGGCUCUGCUGGAGUCCACUGCCAACGUCAAACAGUGGAAACAACAACUGGCUGCCUACCAGGAGGAGGCCGAGAGGCUGCACAAAAGAGUGACGGAGCUUGAAUGCCAGAGCAACCAAAGCCCGGCCAUCAAAUCCCAAAAGACAGAACUCAACCAAACUAUCGAGGAGCUGGAGGCAACCCUGAGAGACAAAGAAGAGGAAAUGGAAAAGCUAAAAGAAGAAUUGGAAAACAUGAACGACCUCAUGGAGCAGAAAGACACCCUGGCCCAGAAACUCGAGGAGACGGAGCUCCGCAGCCGGGUGCUGGAGCAGCAGCUGGCGGGGGCCGAGCAGCGGCUGGAGGAGAACCAGGAGGAGCAGGAGAAUUUCAGGAAGAGCCUGCGAACGCUGCUGGAGCUCCUGGACGGGAAGAUCUUUGAGCUGACCGAGCUCAGAGACACGCUGGCCCGACUCAUAGAGGAGGCCAGCUAAGAGGAAGGGAGGCUGCCGCACGACUCCGUCACAGAGCCAUACCGCCAUUUUUACGCCACCUUCAUCGCGCACUGCGGCCAUUUUUCAAGUCCAGAGAAAUACCCGAUCGCAGUCGUCGAGGAGCCCCACAUUUGCCUUCUCCGUGAAUCUGCGGUGUCGUUCGCUCCGCCCGUUUUUCAAUUGCCAGUCGAAAAUCACAGACAAAAAAAAAAAAAAAAGAAGUGACAGAUUAUUUUGCUCUUUCAUUUUUUUGGGGGGGGGGAAAAUUCGAUUGAUUUCUUAGGUACGAGCGAACGAAAAAAGGACGAAGGGAUCGCCGAUGCACUUUCAGCCUCAGAUUGAGCGAGGCGAGCGCUCGAUCCAAAGUGAAAACACUCGCAAAGGAGGAGCUGCCGCGUUGCGGAUGGGCCGACCCGACUCCACUUCCCGACACGAGACCGCACCCCUUAAAGGCACAUCUUCUAUUCAGAAGGAAAUAUUUUUUUAUCCGAGGCUAAAAAUGAAUUGUGACAAAUCUGUCCUCACAAACAAAUAUGAUAAUCAGCGUCUUUCAUUUCAUGAUUUUCGAUUGCCAAAUGAAAAUGGAACGAACGAAUGAAAGACGGAACUCCUCGCCGGAGUGAACAUUUUUGCUUUUCAGUGAGACUUGAAGCCACUUUCCCGCCCCCACUUGACAAGUGUGCCUCGGUGCCGUGUGUUGUCCGACCCCUACGACUACGCCCCCCCCCCCCCCCCCCAACCCUCUUCAGCCGUGGAAAAUCACGCGGGGAAUAAUUGCUGUUCAGAAAACGUCGCCAAAGCUGCCGAACCUCCUCAGACUGUCCUGACGUCACAACGAUUCGAAGUGACUCGGCUGUACAGAGAAGCAACAAAGUGAAUCAAAGGAGGACUUUUCACCCCCCCCCCCCCAAGAGGAAAAACAAAACAACAUUUCAGAGCUGUCACCAAACUGCAUUAUUACAAUAAGCUGAUCCACUACUUAACUGCACUUACGUCUUACUUGACAGCAGGAACAUUUUAUAUGAACGGGAAUCUGCGGGGGCGGCCUGCGUGGCUUUUCUCCGGGUGGCCACUCCGGUUUCCUCCCACAUCCCCAAAACACGCAACAUUAAUUGGACACUCUAAAUUGCCCAUAGGUGUGAUUGUGAGUGUGACUGCGAUUGGCUGGCGACCAGUUCAGGGUGUUCCCCGCCUCCUGCCUGAUGACAGCCGGGAUAGGCUCCAGCGCACCCCUCGUGAGGAUAAGCGGCAAAAGAAAAUGGAUGCACGGAAAUCUGUGGGUCCUUGACUAGUUUCACAUAGCAAGAAAACGCUACAAAGAUGCCCCUCGACCAUUUGUUCCAAUACAUUUUCCUACAUAAAAAUAGAACAGGCGGCACGGUGGAACAGCUGGUAAAGCGUUCCGAGGUCCCGGGUUCAAUCCUGGACCCGGCUGUGUGGAGUUUGCAUCUUCUCCCCGUGCCUGCGUGGGUUUCCUCCCACAUCCCAAAAACAUGCAACAUUAAUGUGACACUCUAAAUUGCCCAUAGGUGUGCUUGCGAGUGCGGCUGUUUUUAUCUAGGUGCCCUACGAUUGGCUGGCAACCAGUUCAGGGUGUACCCCCGCCGCCUGCCCGUUGACAGCUCGGAUAGGCUACAGCACUCCCCACAACCCUCGUGAGGAUAAG